Messenger RNA from Archocentrus centrarchus (flier cichlid), 1149 nucleotides. It is a transcript of the gene tmem230b, whose product is annotated as transmembrane protein 230b. Bases 248 to 607 code for a protein of 119 amino acids. Gene Ontology annotation, biological process: synaptic vesicle transport. The transcript has 3 exons. NCBI's taxonomy places the organism in Eukaryota, Metazoa, Chordata, Actinopteri, Cichliformes, Cichlidae. Gene Ontology annotation, cellular component: synaptic vesicle; endomembrane system. The record is from RefSeq and is a predicted model, not a curated record.
GCUUCAGACUGCGCAGGCGCAGAGUGUGUAUAAAUUGAAAACACGGAAGGUCCAACACCAUAUUCCCAAACGGACGCUCCUUUUAAUGAAGCUCCUUUUAAAAACACUUUCAGACAGCAUCAUAGCGCCGCUGCGAUAGUUCAGGUGCAGUAUUUCUGGUUUUAGAGUGAUGUCUGCUGCGUAGUAAACGUUGCCGUUCUUGAGCCCCGUCUGCUUCACCGAUAUAUACUGAGAGGAAACCGCUAAGAUGCCCGCUCGUAACGUUGUGUCCAACGGGAUUCCCAACAGCAAAGUUAGGUAUUCCCGCUUAGCCACUGAUGAUGACGGCUACAUUGAUUUACAGUUCAAGAAGAGCCCACCCAAAGUCCCGUAUAAAGCCAUAGCACUAGCCACGGUCCUUUUCCUAAUCGGCUCCCUGUUAAUCAUCAUCGGCGCUCUUCUCUUGGCCGGCUACUUUGGCGUCACUCACACAGACCGAACCGUGCCCGUCCUCAUCAUUGGGAUCCUUGUCUUCCUGCCUGGAUUUUACCACCUACGGAUAGCUUACUACGCAUCAAAGGGCUACCCGGGGUACUCUUACGAUGACAUCCCGGAUUUUGAUGACUGACCAUUCAGCCUGAGUCCUGCUGUGCUUACAGUAAAUUUAGGGUUGUGAUAUAUUUAAAGAAAAUUAGAUCCAGUCUUUCUUUUUAAUUACAGUAUUCUUCUUGUAGAUUUUUAUGCAGGGUUGUUAAUGCCAAAAACAGUUUUUUUUGUUUUUGUUUUUGUUUUUUAUCUUUGCAUUUGUUUUUUAGCUUGACAAAUGAAUAAAAGAGAUUUUAUUUAAUUUCUUUAUUUACAUAAUGCCAUUUCUGAGUUGGUCUAUAAAAUAUUUUACCUUAUGUAGUGGAAUCAACCAGUAUGCCCACAUAAAGUUAAAUACAGAUAUUUAACCUCUUCAGCUUUUUUGCUGAAAUCACUGAAGUUUUAUUCGGUGUGUUCUUCAGGUUGACCCACCGGUUCAGUGGCAGAGAAAACUAAAUAAUAACUGGUUUAAAAUGAAUUCAUUUAUAUUGCAACUAAGAAAAUGAAUAACUGGUAUACCUGUGACAUACACUGUAUCACUUCUCUGGCAUAUAAAUGAUAUUUAAUAAAAGGCUAGUAUUGUUU